Molecule: messenger RNA, 1946 nt
Organism: Xylaria bambusicola
Lineage: Eukaryota; Fungi; Ascomycota; Sordariomycetes; Xylariales; Xylariaceae
Product: cytochrome P450
Exons: 4
Coding region: 162-1733 (523 amino acids)
Molecular function (GO): heme binding; monooxygenase activity; iron ion binding
Source: RefSeq, a predicted model, not a curated record
AAUUCACGUAACUAACACUAGCUCAGGUCUCUGCAAGUUGCGGGAGGUGCAGGCCGAUUGAAUUCAUUAUUCUAGUCGGCCCAUCGUGAAGCCAGUCAAGUAACAAUAGCAAGUAAAAACUGAAAAGGUUUCAAAGGAGAUUGAAUUGGAAGUUCGAAACGAUGGAAGAAGCUUCUUCUAUGCUCGCCGCAUAUCUCGUGGCAGGGUUUGCUACCUAUAUCGCGCUUUUAUUCAGCUAUCGUCUUUUUUUACACCCCUUGCGAGGUUACCCAGGCCCUUUACUGGCCAAGGUAUCAGAUGUCUAUGGUGGGAUUCAAGCUGGCUUUAUGUCGCUUCAUGUGAAGACUCGAGACGAUCUACUAAAAUAUGGACCGGUCAUGCGAUAUGGCCCAAAUAAGUUGGUUUUCAGCUCUAUCAAGGCGCUGAGCGACAUCUACCAGAAUGAGAGAGUAGCAAAGUCUCACUUAUAUAAACACACGGCUGCCACUGAUGGCGUGUGGCAUGUGUUUAAUGUUAUUGACAAAGCGUCCCAUCGGUUCAAGCGCAAGUUAAUCGGACAGAUUGUCUCAGAACGUUCAAUGCGGAUAUUCGAGCCUAUCAUGCUUCAGCAGAUUGAUGUCUUCAUUCAUAUACUGCAGUCAUCUGCUCAGUCGCGCAGCCCUGUCAAUAUGACUGAGAAGCUGAAGCGCUUGGGAAUAGAUACAGUCAGCCUUCUUGCCUUUGGCUACCCACUUAACACCCAGGUUGAUCCAAAAUAUCGGUUUCUCAUCGAUGCCCACAUAUUUGGCAAUUACCGCGCCAAUCUAUCUAUGCAAUUCCCGCUUUUUAAAAAGAUACGAAUUUAUAGCUUUCUGGAGCUAUUAUUCGCUAAGGAAGUUCGCCAAUACUUCACGGUCAUCGAGAACAUGAUUACUUCAAGGGUGGCUGAGGAGAAGGAUGUUAGACAUGACCUCUACUCUAUUGUUGCCGACAGUAUGAAUCCAGAUGGUGGGCAGUACCUAAAGGACAGCGAGAUUUGGGCAGAGGCGGUAUUUUUCUUUCCAGCUGGGGGUGAAACUACAUCAACGUUGCUAGCUGCGGCAUUUUUCUACCUUGCGCGCAACCCUCUGGCGUAUGAGAGCUUAGCGAAAGAGAUCAGAUCUUCAUUUAAAGACGGCAGAGAAAUAAAAGGGGGCCCGGUGCUUGCAAGCUGCAAGUAUCUCCGAGCCUGCCUGGACGAAACUAUGCGCAUCUCCCCUCCUGCCCCUGGAACCUUGUGGAGGGAGCUUUCUUCAACAGAAACCUCGACCGAACCGUGGAUCGUGGAUGGCCACAUUAUCCCUCCCGGGGUUCAAGUUGGAGUUAAUACUUAUGCCACUCACCACAACGAAGAGAUAUUCUCUGAUUCCUUCGAGUUCAAGCCUGAGCGUUGGAACGAUCCAGACAUUCCGCAAGAGCAGAAGGAACUUAUGAAUGCAGCUUUCCAGCCCUUUUCGAUAGGAACUCGUAGCUGUGCUGGUAAGGCUAUGGCAUAUCUACAGUCAAGUAUCGUCUUGGCUAGAAGCAUCUGGUAUUUCGACUUUCAAACUGCACCUGGAGACCUGGGAAAAGUUGGUGGAGGUAGUCCUAGCUUAGGCAAGGGUAGACACAGAGAGAGUGAGUAUCAGCUGUACGAAAUCAUCGCUGCGAAUCACGAUGGACCGAACUUGAUUUUUCAGACUCGCAAUGACGUGAUUGGGGAACUUUCUACUUAAAACACCAGAGGCUGGGCAAGAUGUGGAAUUCUCAGUUACUAUAAAUUAGGGUCUUACAAGCACCUAUUUGGGGAGUAUAACAAGGGCAGAAAACUGGGCUUGGAACUGAGGAUUCUGAUUACAAUGAUCUACUAGGGCUGCAGUAGUCCUUGACCAACCAACUCCUUCUCGGCUGUUGGUGGCUUGAGAUGACUCUAUAUACAAAUGAUCUGC